Amorphotheca resinae ATCC 22711 is the source of this 2289-nucleotide messenger RNA. RefSeq lists its product as hypothetical. Gene Ontology annotation, molecular function: metallopeptidase activity. The transcript is spliced from 4 exons. The coding region runs from base 1 to 2289 and encodes 762 amino acids. The record is from RefSeq and is a predicted model, not a curated record. NCBI's taxonomy places the organism in Eukaryota, Fungi, Ascomycota, Leotiomycetes, Helotiales, Amorphothecaceae.
AUGAAGUUCACUGGCCUUCUAACCCUUGUUUUAGGCUCUUUCGCCGCCACUAGCCAUGGCUAUGUCUUGGAUAAAUCUUGUGACCCGUAUCGAGAUAUGGUUAUCACGGGAAUGAAGAGUGCAUUUGAUCUCGCUCAAGCCGGAUCCGAUCUCUUGAGCCAUCUCACACCUUCAGGUAGCGGAGCCACCUGGCAAGCACAGAAAGACCUCGUCAAAUUCAUGUUCGCUGAAGCAUUGACAAAUGGUAACCCUGACCCUAAUAAUGCCAAUUGGAACACCGUUUCAAGCAAAUUCAACUUAGUCCUGGCAUACAACAGCAACGGAGGGCAGGGGCAGCCUGACAUAACUCCUACCAACAGCAACGCAGAUCAGACUGGCGUCUAUACACCCCUAGGUGCUGACAAGCUUGUCCUAUUUUGCGACUAUAGUCGCUUCACGAAAAACCAGAAUUGCGACAAAAUAGCGAAGCCUGGGAUUACCUGCGACAGAACCAAUGGUAUGGCCUGGCCGAUGGACGAUAUCUAUAACGACUGUAAGAGCAGAAGCAUCUUUAGUUCGAGUUCUAUCCAAGCUUGGACAUAUAAUUUUCCUAGCGGACAUAGGCGUGCUUCCCAGAUGCAACUAUGUCCUGGGUUUUUAGAGGAGACACAGAAGGCCAAAGUUCAAGCAUUGACAGGUGCGGGGAGAAAGCCUAUUCUGGCGAGGGGUUGGAAAAAGCUCUCAAGCUUGAUAGACGAUCCAUUUCGGACUCCUAUAGAUGUGGCUGCCACGUUCGAUCACACCUUGCUUCACGAGUUGACACACGCGAUUCCGGGUGGUGCAGAAACCGUGGAUUCAGGUGGUGGAAAGCUCGGUUCGUAUGGUUGGAAGAAUUGUGUGAAGUUAGCCACUAAAGAUGGCAAGCUGGACCCAAAUGACAAGAGUAGUCCGGUAGUAAACCUGGGCGUGAACAAUGCCGAUAGCUAUGCAUUCUUUGGCCUUGCCGCAAGGAUGAUCUCUCCGAAUGAUGGCGCCACAGCUCAGCGGCCCAUGAGUGACGGAUCGCUCCAAGUCCUUCCCGCUGCCAGAGGCUCGAGGCGGGAUGAUCUUCAUCUCGCCCCUAAGGAUAAUGCAAUAGUCAUACAAAAACCUGCGACGACUUCAACCGGCCAGGAAUACACGAUCGGCAGCAAUGUGAUCUGCUCUGAUGUAGCCUCCUCGGACACCUCUGCCGUCGUCUAUGACUAUUGUACGGCCUUUAAGAGCAGUGUGGACAAAUCCUCUAUUGUCUUCCCGGGCAAGACGUCUAUUAGUGGCGGACUGACCACAUUCAGCACUUUAACUCGUGGCCACAACUCGUCGUCCAGUGGGAUCAUCUUGCGUUCAAGCAAGAGCAGCGGAUCUAAAUCUGGCUCGGGGUCGGUAACCAAGGGCAGUGCCAGCAAUUCCGACGCCAGUUUCCCAGGCAAGGUGUCUAUCAGUAACCUUUCCACCUCCAGCAAAAGCGGAUCGACAAACGACACAGCUACUACCACGAGCACCGGUUCAUCAUCAGGCUUGUCAUCGUCUUCCUCGAAGUCUUUAAGUGAGACAGGACCGAGUAUAACCACUACUGUGACAUCAAGAGGAAACACCCAAGUAUUGACUCUUCCACCAUCUGGUAGCACAUCACCUCCCUCGACUUCUUCAACUGGUGCGGCCCUUGCAAUCAUUCCAAUUAAUUGGAGUACCGUGACACCUACUAAAACAUCAGGAGUAACAAAGGCCACCCAUGAUUCUCAUGGGUGGCCAAUCAUUCCCUCUCUUUAUUGCUGGUUCUGUCCUCAUAUUAGAGGUGGUAUAGAUAUUGGUUUUGUUAUUCCCGGCAUCAAAGGUCCCGGCGUUAUUCCUCCUCCCCCGCCUGGAAUGAAACCUCCUCCGGGAUUUUCAAUAAACAUGCCAUCGAUAACGUUAGAUCCCAAUGGAGAUCCUAGUUAUGAUUCAACAGAGCCCACUAGCCAAUUCAUUAGUUCUGCCUCUUCUGCCAAUACAGAAUCCAAAUCUAGUGGAUUAAGCAGCUCUAGCAGCUCUUGCUCGACGCGGACGAUAAGCACCUGCGACACAUCAUACUCCAUCUUUACCCCCUCAGGUGGGAAGACAGCGUCCACGUCCACCAUCACCCUCUCGUGCUCAACUGUAACCGCCUGCUCGGCCUCGCCGACCGGAUCGUCAACGACUAACAAUGCGGUGCUUACGGUCGGGCCCGUCGGUGACAAUUUCCUCGCGUGGGACACUGCCGCUCCGUCUUGGUACGAUGUGCAGCAGUGUUAG